Ramularia collo-cygni is the source of this 1419-nucleotide messenger RNA. RefSeq names its product probable ornithine decarboxylase. Gene Ontology annotation, cellular component: cytoplasm. NCBI's taxonomy places the organism in Eukaryota, Fungi, Ascomycota, Dothideomycetes, Mycosphaerellales, Mycosphaerellaceae. Bases 1 to 1419 code for a protein of 472 amino acids. The record is from RefSeq and is a predicted model, not a curated record. The transcript has a single exon. Gene Ontology annotation, molecular function: ornithine decarboxylase activity.
AUGACACCUAGCGCGACCAACAUCUACACCCACAACCAGUAUCAAGACUUGUUGUCUCUGAAAAGAGGCUCCAUUGAUACCAAUUCCUCCGUCUCCGGCUACGAAAGCGGAGCAGAGAGCUACGAUGGCGCAAAAUCCGCCAAAGAGAUGAUUGGCGCUGCUUUGCAGAAGCAUAUUGAAAAUGUGAACCCACACGAUUGUGAGGCCGGCGCAGAGGAUGCUUUCUUUGUUGCCGACUUGGGCGAGGUCUAUCGGCAGCACAUGCGCUGGAAGAAGAAUCUUCCUCGUGUGACUCCACACUACGCUGUGAAGUGCAACCCAGACCCAUCUGUACUGAGCCUGCUUGCCAAACUCGGCGCUGGCUUCGACUGCGCUAGCAAGACUGAGAUCGAGCAAGUCCUGGCCAUUGGUGUCGAAACCUCUCGCAUCAUCUACGCUCAGCCAUGCAAGACCAAGAGCUACUUGCGGUACACGGCCAAGCAAGGCGUCACGCAGAUGACGUUUGACAACACCGACGAGCUGUACAAGAUCAAGGAGUUGUUUCCCACAGCUGAGCUGUAUCUUCGCAUCUUCACCGACGAUUCUGCCAGCUUGUGCCGCUUGAGCCAGAAGUUCGGAGCCAGCAUGGACAACACCCAGGAGCUUCUCACUCUUGCAAAGGAGUUGGAAUUGAACGUUGCUGGAGUAGCGUUUCAUGUCGGAUCUGGCGCCUCUGAUCCGGCGGCUUUCCGCCAGGCUGUCCGCGACGCUCGCACCGUCUUCGACCAGGCCGCCCUUCUUGGCCAUGAACUCCACACACUGGACUGUGGCGGCGGCUUCGUCUCUGAGACGUUUGACGAAAUGUCGGCAGUCCUUUCCGACGCCUUGGACGAGCAUUUCCCUCGGUCUGUCCGCAUCAUUGCCGAGCCUGGUCGCUACUACACCAGCUCCGCGUUCACGUUGGCAUGCAACGUCAUUGCUCGCCGCACCGUUGCGGACAAGGAGUCUGGCGGUGACAACAAGUACAUGCUGUACAUGAAUGACGGUGUUUACGGAAACUUUUCCAGCAUCAUCUUCGACCACCAGAACCCCAUCCCUCAGGUGCUCCGCUCGCGUCUCCGCUCGGAUGGAUUCAAUUAUACACCGGCAUCUUUGCUCGACUCAGGUUACACUUCCGCUGAGGAUGAGCACCUCACCGAUCUGCCUGGACGCAAGAAGCAAGUCACCUACUCCAUCUGGGGACCCACCUGCGAUGGCAUUGACUGCAUCGCCAGCGAGUGGUCUUCCACCGACACUCUGGAUGUCGGCGACUGGCUUUACUUUGAGGAAAUGGGAGCAUACACCAAGUGCUCCGCGACUCGCUUCAACGGCUUCACCGACAAGCAUGAGACUAUCUACGUCUGCAGUGAGCCCGAUGCUUCGGCCUUGGUAGACUUGUAA